AAACGUGGGAAUCACCGCGGCGCCCCAAACGUGCGGCUUCCUCGGGAAGAAGAAGAAGAACCCGCCAAUGCCCAACCAUCCCCAACCGCCAUGGCCAGCGAGUAUAAAUCCCCCAGCCCCCACGCGGCAUGCAGCAGCCUCAUCCAUUCCUCACAUCCGAUUCCCAGAUUCAUUCGUUCCACCACGCGCAGUCAGCACAUCGAUCCGGAUCCGAAGGCUUCUUCUUCUUCCCCUUCUACGAAUCUCUCGAUUGCAAUUCGCGGCUGACCUAACCCUAACCCCGGGGUUCGAGGUCUAGCGGCCAUUCUCCCGUGCGUGCGUGCCCAUGGCUGUCAUCGUCGCCGGAGGACCAGCGGUUCUGUGCGCGGGGGGCUCGCCGCCUCAGCGGCGGAGGGCGCCGGCGUCGGUGAGGUGCGUGGGCGGGGCGGCGGCGGCGCGGUCGACGAGGCCGGCGCCGGGGGCGGGGGCGGUGGAGGACCACUACGCGACGCUGCGGCUGACGCCGGGGGCGAGCAGGGGCGAGGUGAAGAAGGCCUUCCACCGCCUCGCGCUGGAGUACCACCCGGACGCCGUCGGCCAUGGCCACGGGCGCGGCGAAGGGGACGGCGGCGUGGGCGUGGACUUCGAGAGGAUCAACGCGGCGUAUCAGAGGGUGAUGAGCAACAUCCGGGCGGCGGAGGAGCGGCUCGAGUACUGGCGCCAGCGGUACGGCCUCGCCGACGAGGACCUCGACCGCUACAGGUACUACCUCAACGACGACGACGACGACGACGAGGACUGGUGAUCGAUCAGUUUUCGACAUUUGAAGCUGGAGCUGGAAUCUUCUUCUUUGACAUGCCCUGACAGAUCGAGGCGGCACAACUGUAAAAUUUCCUUGUACGCGUCACUGUCUCUGCUUCUCCCCCUGUUUUUAGCGAGGGAGAAAGGGAUCAUUUACAGAACUAAAUUUCUAACGGUUGUACCCACAGUUUGUAUUUCUCAUUUGUAAAUAUGAAGAAGGGAUUUGAGAAUUUGAGGAGUCUAAUAAAUCGUGGCUAACUAGAAA
Molecule: messenger RNA, 1045 nt
Organism: Brachypodium distachyon (stiff brome)
Lineage: Eukaryota; Viridiplantae; Streptophyta; Magnoliopsida; Poales; Poaceae
Product: chaperone protein dnaJ 8, chloroplastic
Exons: 1
Coding region: 326-784 (152 amino acids)
Source: RefSeq, a predicted model, not a curated record